Fusarium fujikuroi IMI 58289 is the source of this 762-nucleotide messenger RNA. Its product is annotated as related to calcium-binding protein caleosin. Gene Ontology annotation, molecular function: calcium ion binding; monooxygenase activity. The coding region runs from base 1 to 762 and encodes 253 amino acids. The transcript is spliced from 5 exons. The record is from RefSeq and is a predicted model, not a curated record. Lineage: Eukaryota; Fungi; Ascomycota; Sordariomycetes; Hypocreales; Nectriaceae.
AUGGACUUCGACGAUCCCAAAAACACAAAGUCUUACUCUGAUGCGCUAAAGGUCGAUCCGAAUUCCAUUAUUACGACUUCAAUUGAUGCAGUUCCUGUAACCGUUGAACGGAAGCCGUAUCAACCGGGGGUUGAUAAGCCUCGACUGGCCCAUGCAGGAGUUGCGAGAGCCAAUCUUGCUGCAACUCACGAGCGCCCUGAGGGAACGACCGAGAAUGACUGGGCUCAACGGCACCAGGAUCAAACUGUUCUGCAGCAGCAUUGCGAUUUCUUUGAUAAGGACCACGAUGGAGUGAUAUGGCCAAUUGACACCUUCAGAGGCUUCUAUCAGCUAGGCUACGGAAUCAUUUUAUCCGUAAUCUCCGUCUUGGUUAUCCAUGGGAACUUCUCGUAUCCAACACAAUCCUCGCUCCUCCCCGAUCCCUUCUUCCGAAUCCACAUCGACAACAUUCACAAGGAUAAGCAUGGCAGCGACACUGGGACUUACGAUACCGAAGGACGAUUCAUUCCACAGAAGUUCGAAGACAUCUUCUCCAAGUAUGCAGAAGGUCGUGAUUACUUGACGAUAUGGGAUGUGAGUAAUUUGAUGAAAGGCCAAAGACUCAUCGCCGAUCCCAUCGGAUGGGGUGGUGCCUUCUUUGAGUGGUUGGCGACCUACAUCUUACUUUGGCCAGAUGAUGGGCGUAUGAUGAAGGAGGAUAUUAGAGGGAUCUACGACGGAAGCCUCUUCUACAAGGUCGCCGCUCGACGAGCACCGAAGUAA